AUGGACAACAAUAUUCGAACGAAAGUGCAGUGGAUGGUACCCGGUACGGUAGAAAUGGCGUGUGUUGUCGGCAACGUUGCAGUAGCCUUCGGAUUAGGAGGUCACAUCCUUUUUGUUAAUCUCAAGACGUCGCAAAAGUCGUACUAUAUUGCCGACAGUGCCCAGACCGGUAAUGGAGUGGCCUGUCUGACCGGGCAUAAGCUUUUUCCUGUACUAGCGUUUGCCGAACGAUGUGUUAAUCCACGGCUAGUGCUUAUCUCAUACCCGGCAAACGCAGUGCUAUCAAUUCUUGAAGGUGAUCAAACGGAACGUUCCUAUAUCGCUUUAUGCUUUUCGGAAAGCGAGCUUCUGGUGGCCUUAACUGGUGUUCCGGAUUAUACGCUUGAGGUGUACGCGUGGCGGAGCAAGGAGCUACUGUGCAAGAAAGCUACCGGUAUUUUCUCUGACCAGCAGCGACUUGUGUGCAGCCCUUCUACCACCUUUGCCGUAUGCCAGUAUGCACCUCGUAAAUCAGAACUAAAACUUUGGGAGGUACACGGAAAUAUACGCAUUGGUAGACUGAUCGAGCGCACCGUACAGUUGGCGAUGGAAAAGGACGAGCUGCCGCUAUGCAUAACCUUCCUGAUCGAUGGAAAUUUGGCCAUCAUUAAUCAAAAGGCUAAGAUUACCAUCGUAUCUCCCUCCUCUGGACUAAUAGGCCAAACCAUAGACACAUGCAACGUGGUCCCAUCCAGCACCGACUACAUUCCGUUCAUUUUCUACUGCAAAGGCGGGCUUUUUGCUAGUGCUUCAGACGGUCAGGUGAACUUUUACAAGAAGCAAAAAGGCACCUGGAACCAGGUGUGGUCCACCCAACCGGAUGCUCCAUACAGUCAACUGCUGCACUUCUCCAGCUCGGAAGGGCUUUUGGGUGUCACGGUCGAUGGGGCAAUCAUGCGUACCUCCCUGGAUGGCGACGUUCGGAAUGUGGAGUUUCGUAUCGUGAAAGACCUGGACGUCGGUUACGGUUUCUGCUGUACUUGUUCCACGCUUCCAGGUCAAACUGUAGCCAUUAAACCGACCGGAAGUGUCCGGGUGCUGUCGCUCGAGACUGGAGCGACCGGGUGUUCCAUAAGUGUCGGUAAUCUGCAGUGCAUUGCACAUCAUCCGCAGAUGCCGUGUAUGGUGGUAGGAUCUGAAUCCGGCGUUCUCCAGCUGAUCGUAGCGGACCGGCAAGGGCAAGCGAAGUUAGCCUCCCAGCUGUACCUUUCCCGCCAUCCGCUUGUAUCGGUGACGUUCGCCGUUGUGGACUGUAGCUACUUUGCCGCCGUGGAUCAAACCGGAAAUGUGGCGAUCGUGGAAGUUUCGGUGGACUGUCAGCUGCAUGUGCUGCAGGUUUUCGAUGGACUACGACAGGCAGCAAAUGUUUUCUUCUGGUGUAGCAAUGAGGAAGCUCUGCUCGUACAGCCAAUGGAGGACUUGCACAGCAUCAGAUUUGAGGAGAUCGAAUUUACUGUCAAACAGCACCAUAGUGAAGAGACCAAACGAACACGGUUGCUGUUACCGAAACGUUACACACAAAUCGUUCCAAAAUGUUGCCAAACGGCGUUCCUUUUUUAUGCCCAUCGGGCACAGUGCAAUGUUAUCGAUUUGCUGGAGAUUUAUCGUUCAGAGGGAGCCCUCACUGUUCUCACGCUGAAGUCGGUGGUGACGCCUCAGUCUGCGCAGCAUCUGGAGCUUUGCGUAGACGAGCGGUUUCUGUACGUAUGGUCGAUGGAUGGAAAAAUUGCAUUGUACGAUGAAUCUGGAGCAAGUGUAAACGCCAUUUGCACGAUGAACUUCAAUGGACGGUUUAAUGGAGGCAUCAGACAGGUUUCACUGGAUCACAAAAAUGAGUUCUUGUCCAUCCUCUGCCACAACGGAUUGCUGAUUGUUUCGAAAUUGAUGCAAGCGUUCCCGCAUUCGAUCACCAAAUCUUCACAACGAGAAUCAAAGAUGUUGGACUAUCUAUCUAAGUCUGACGCGUCCAUUGAGGAGGAUGAACGGGAACCACCAACCGGCAGUUCUCCGACAAUGGUACCAUGGAUUGAGAAGCGAGAAAUGGAGCGGCGUGCAGUCAAGGGAAAAGUCUACGAACCGGAACAUGCAGCAAUAUUCGAGGAGUUUGCUGAGAUCAAGAGGCAGAUCAGCCGGCUGUUGGAUCGAAAUGAAAAGGCUCCCCUGGAGGAACGGUUUCCACUUCAGGUGUUUAACCUGAACGCGGAAGCGACUGAAAAGUUGACCCAGAAAGCAAAUGAAAGCAAAAAUAACGAACGUAAACGAUUGCAGCAAUUUAUUGGCUCCCAGGGGGAGAUUAAUGAAAAACUGAUAGAAAACUGUUGGAUGACGAUGAGUAAAAAACCGUGGAAAAUAAGGGCGAUGUUCAAGCGUGCCUUUGUGGAAAAUUACGCCAUGCUGCCCGACAGCCAGUACAAGCAGUAUUUGAACAAAGUGUGCGUGUACCGGGAGACGGAACUGAAUGCGAGCCAUGAUGCAUUGCUCCCGUGGAAACCGACACCAACUUAUCAGCUGGAAUCAAUCCUGAACCGUGAUCCAGACUAUGGGAACGUGCUGGAUAACUUGGCCCGCGCGUCCAUUAAGAAAUCCUAUUCUCUCUCAGGUACGACCACGCAUCGGUUCUUCCAGCCUUACUCAUUACGCUUCGAUCAGCUAGAAGUCGUAACGUUUGAGCAGCUAUGCUUCGAACGCAUUUGUGGAGAUAUGGAAAUCGAAAAACUAAGGAAUUUGUUCAAUAACAAGUUUGAAGAGAUCAAAACCCUGAAACAGGAAGAAAUGGACCUGGUGUUGAAGCGGAAUCGAAGGGUACGCUACGUUCAGGACGAGCUAGUUUUGCUGGCAAAAAUGAUGGCGGAUCGAAGCACGUUCGAGGUGGAGCAUAUCGACGAUCCGGUCUUCGAAGCGGACGAGCGUCCCGAAACUAUCAUUCAUACGGAAGACUCCGAGAUACCCGUGGCGCCCUUUGUUAGUCCUAGUGUGGAACGGUUGAUGGAAUUGGACCGAUUGGAGCGAGAGCGACGGCUCCAGGAGUUUCUUGCUGACGACUUUAAGGAUCGAGCCCUUGUGACCAUGAUGGACGGUGUCCUGGAGCAUCGCUGGGAGGACGAGAUUAAGAAGAGCCUGCCACUACCACAGUGUUUGGAAAUUGGUAAAGAACCCCAGCACUACAAUGAGACGGACAUCCGCGAGGUUCAGGAAUACGAGGAACAGAGUAAAACGUUAUACCAAGAACGGAUGCGCUACCGCAAGAUGUUGCAGGCAGAACUACAGGAGCUCGCUGUCAGUCUCGACCAGCAGAUCAAGCGGUUCAAUACUUCUGUGGCGAAGCUGACGCUUGAAAAGAUCAUAAUUGAGUCGGCCAUCCGGCAGGAAGAGAUGCGUAUCCUCCGCGCGAUGUUGUACAACCAUGCCCGUCUAAUAUACGAUGCUAGUGGCAAUCGACUGCGGGAACAAAUCGACCAAACGGCUAAAUACAUCGAUCAGCUGACGGAUGUGAUGAACGAGUUCCAGGAAAAAGUGGCUGACUAUCGGAACACCUACGAAACGCUCCGAGGAAAGGAUCGUUUACUGGACAAACAAUUCAAAAUCAACUUCUCCGACACCGCCCAAUCGGCAUUGGUUGAUCAAGCGUAUAAGAUAUUUAAAAGAAGACCCAAAACUCAGCUGCGCUCCAUCGUUACGGUGUCGGUGUUUCAGGACCUAGCCAAACGAAUCGUCGCAAAGAAAACAGCAGGAACCCACGGGAAUUUACUACUUCCGAAGGAAUGUUUGGACUAUCUGACGCACUGCGAAACGCUCGAUCAGCAGUCAAAUUGUCCGGCAGGGAUGGACGGCAGUUUGUGGCAGACUUUGAUCAAAAUGCGUCGCAUAAAGAUCGAAAGCGAGUUCAGGCUGAAAAGUUGUGAAUUGAUGCUGUCGGACGCGGAAGCAGCGAUUGGAGCGUUCCAGCGUGAAAUAACCAGCAAACGAAAUAUUCUCACAAGUAUCGAGCAAAAUCUGGAACAGCUUCGGCAUGAAAAGUUUGAAGAUGCCACCAAUCGUACGGUGCAGUUGGUUAUGAAACGUGGCUGGAUCGAGAUACAACAGACUGGCCGGGAAAGCGAUUUUGAACGGUGCGUUCUAAUACAUCGUAGUGACGUGGAGGACAUCAAUGCCAUCAUACGGCGGGCGGGCUCGAAAAAGCUAAACGCUAUGGUUAACGCCGCCAUGUUCCGGCGCAAGAUCAUUUACCAAGAGUGGGAGCAUCGGGCGCUCAAGCUUCAACUGCGCGAUCUCCGCGAUCAGCUGGCUACGGUCGAGAAAUGCAAGAUCACCAAGGAGGUGCAGAGCUGGCUGAAGAUGAAAGGUAUGCGACGGACGGAAGACUUGAGCCAGGUGGCGCUGGAGAAGAAGAUACGUAACGCUAUACAGAACGAGGAGGAAAUGUUACAGGAACUAAAAAAAUCUCUGGAAGACAUCGAGCAGCGUAUCAAUACCAAGCGUAGGGAAAACAAGGCCCUAGACCAACAAACGCGAGCGUUGAACAUUGACGUAACUGAGCAGCACCUGCAGCGCGAUACUGAGCUGGAGCAAACGGAACAGAAAGCGACCCAGGAUCGAAUGGCUGCGAUUGUCGAGCGCGCCCGGUUGGUCCGGUUGGUGCAGGCUCAGCACACGCAAAUUCUUGAGCUCGGCACCAUGCUCGAGCUGCAGCGACUCAAGACGUACCCCACGCUGACGGCCUCCACGAGCGUCAUGACGCACAAUGCUCAUCAUUUGCUAAGCAACUGA
This is a messenger RNA of Anopheles coustani, 4806 nucleotides long. RefSeq names its product cilia- and flagella-associated protein 43. The transcript is spliced from 13 exons. Lineage: Eukaryota; Metazoa; Arthropoda; Insecta; Diptera; Culicidae. Gene Ontology annotation, cellular component: axoneme. The record is from RefSeq and is a predicted model, not a curated record. Bases 1 to 4806 code for a protein of 1601 amino acids. Gene Ontology annotation, molecular function: protein binding. Gene Ontology annotation, biological process: cilium assembly.